Messenger RNA from Coccinella septempunctata (seven-spotted ladybird), 5451 nucleotides. Its product is annotated as small G protein signaling modulator 1-like. The record is from RefSeq and is a predicted model, not a curated record. Bases 288 to 3404 code for a protein of 1038 amino acids. Gene Ontology annotation, molecular function: GTPase activator activity. The transcript has 13 exons. Gene Ontology annotation, biological process: activation of GTPase activity. Lineage: Eukaryota; Metazoa; Arthropoda; Insecta; Coleoptera; Coccinellidae.
GAUUGAAAUAUAACCCGCGCAUAUUUCUUAUCGCGGACGGUCCUCCACAGGUGUAGUUUUGUUACAUUUUCUUCAAAUUUUCCCUUCGCACGCCCACACUUGCGCAUUUAGGGUCGCGGACCCAUCGAUUUAUUUAUUUCAAGGUGGAAAAUCAGAGGAGAACGUGUUCGAUUUGAAGCCGGACCCCUAUUAGUGUAAUAAAUGUAGGUUUUUCUUAUCGCGGAGCAUUUCCUGUGCGGUCGACGAUCUUCGUUUCUACCAAAUUCAUCGGAACAAAUAGAUAAAACAUGAAUUCCAAGCACGAAAAAUUGAUUGCUCAGGUGAAGAAGGAAGUGAAACAGGUUAUGGAAGAAAGUGUCACUAGGAAAUUCGUCCAUGAAGAGUCUGGAUCUGUAACAUCUCUAUGUGCAGCUGUAGAAGCAUGUCUUUCUCAAGGUUUGAAACGAAGAGCCCUAGGCCUAUUCAAAACUUCAUCGACGACAGCUCUCCUCCACAAAAUUGCCAAAAAUUGCCCGCAAGCCGCCAUCAUCUCCAAAAAAGUACAAGAUAUAGAAAACCUCGAUCCCAAUAGGAAGUCAUCGAGCAGUAGUGACAGCCUGACCAAACCCCUAUUUCAAAAAAGUCAGACGGUCACUUCACCCCCCACCCCUGCCUUGCCCAAAUACCUCUGGAUACGCCUUGCCUUGUUCGAGAAACAAUUGACCAGGAUCAUAGACUAUCUGGUGUCCAACGCCAAUAAUUUCUAUGAUAAAGAUGCCCUUGUCGCCGAUCCCGAUUACGGUGGUACCCUUAGUUCUUUACUACUUGGACCAUGCGCUUUAGAUUACUCUAGGACGAGAACAGCGGACCAUUUUUGGACUGAUCCACCGGCCGACGAACUGGUGCAAAGACACAGGAUUUCAAGUGCUCACUCCACACCCCCACCUGUUCGUCGGCCCAUACUCAAUUUCCGUAGAUCUCUCAAUACGAGCUCAGAAGAUACAGGGUCCAACAGAAACUCCUCACAGCACUUCGCCAAAGAUUACGUGGAAUCUUUGCACCAAAAUUCCAGAGCGACACUCCUAUACGGCAAGAACAACGUUGAAGUUGUACCUGCUAAUUCUGACGUUACGGUGCCGAUGCUGGGAUACCUCAGUCUGCAUCAGACACCCACAGGAUUGAUCAUAAAAUGGACGCCGAACCAAUUGAUGAACGGGUUCGAUGAAGAGGUGCAAGACAAAAGUGUUUUCUGGGACUAUGCACUUCACGUCAAGUUGGAUGAGAUAGUCUACGUCCAUUGUCAUCAAGACAAAGAAGCAGGUGGUACUGUUAUUUUGGUGGGCCAAGAUGGAGUUCAACGACCUCCUAUACAUUUUCCAAAAGGAGACCACAUGUUAGCCUACCUGAGUUGCAUUGAAACCGGACUUCUGCCUAGAGGUCGUCUGGAUCCACCGCUUUGGACGCAGAGGUCCGGUGCUCAGAAGAAGAGAAGAAGGCCUCUGACCACGCUUUCUGAACAGGAGGAGACGAACAAGGACUACGUCUUCAGAAUAAUUGAUAACACGGACAAAGAAAUACUGACCACCAAAAGACAAGAGCUUCUCGACCCAAACACCUCCUUUCCGCCCAAAACCAGAGUACAACUGGGAAGCACGAGUACCACAAGUUCAGAUAGUUCCACCAAGAGUUUCAGCAUGGACCAAAAUGCUCCUGACAGCCCACCCACCGUCUAUAUACAGGCCGUUUGCGACUCCAUGAGAAGACAGAUCAUUUCCAGGGCUUUCUAUGGGUGGUUAGCCUAUUGUAGACAUCUAUCCACAGUCCGGAGACACCUUAGCGGACUCGUCAACUCCAAAAUCGUAUCGGGAGAUGGAAUCACAGAAGGUAUAACAGUUGAGAAAUGGAGUGAAUUGUGUAAAAAUGGCGUAGUUUCCGAUAGUUCUGAAGUCUAUAGAAUAGCCUAUUUUGGGGGAGUGGAACAGGAGCUCAGGAAAGAGAUAUGGCCUUAUCUCCUUGGUCACUAUAAGUUUGGAUCAACAGAAGAUCAAAGGAACGAACUCAAUCUAGAGACCAGACAGGCAUACGAAAAUACAAUGUCAGAAUGGUUAGCCGUUGAAGCCAUAGUUAGACAGCACGAUAAGGAGAGCCAAGCUCAUGCUAUAGCUAAACUGAGCAGCGAAAGUAUGAGCGCAGAAGCAGGACCACCUCCACAGCUACACAGGGAUCUGAGCAACGACGUCUUCGAAGAUACGACUGACGACGAGUACGAAACCACGGAUGGACCUCGAGUACACAAAAGGAUACUGUCGGAAUCGGAAAGGACGAAUAAGAAUACGAUAAGAUACGAGAGCGACGAGGACGUUGAGGAAAAGAAGGACGAUAUCCAGGAAAAGCAGCAACGGAAUAAGUCGCAAGAGGAGAAUGACACCGAUGGAGAUCUGGAAGCUAGAUACAACGAGAUGAAUUUAAAGAAGAACAGUAGAGACUCCGCGGCGGAGGAAUCAAAUCAGGACGAUUUGAAGGACUUCAUCCACAACGUGAUAGUAACCAACCCCUCAGUAGACAUAUCGAAUUUUGGAUGCGAGCAAGACAGCCCCACCAGGGGCGUCAAUCGUCUGGAAAGUGUCACGGAAGAGAACACCAGGAAUUCCUCCUUGGACACCUGCAUAGAGACCCACGGGUUAGCCUCACCAGCCAGAUCGGCUUGCGUUUCACCCGCCAGUUCCAACGGUGGGGUUUAUAGCCAAGAAUUGCUGGAGAAUUUUGGACUGAAUCUGCAUAGGAUAGAGAAAGACGUGCAGCGUUGCGACAGGAAUUACUGGUUCUUUUCCGCUGACAAUUUAGAGAAUUUGGACAAACUGAGGAACAUUUUGUGCACGUACGUAUGGGAACAUUUGGACAUAGGCUACGUCCAGGGUAUGUGCGAUCUAGUAGCUCCCCUUCUGGUAAUCUUCAACGAAGAAUCCCUCACCUACGCCUGCUUCUGCCACCUGAUGGAGAGGAUGGUGGAGAACUUCCCCUGCGGUAACGCUAUGGACGCCCACUUCGCGAACAUGCGAUCUCUCAUCCAGAUUCUGGACCCUGAGAUGUACGAACUUAUGCACGCCCAGGGAGACUACACCCAUCUGUACUUUUGCUACCGCUGGUUCCUCUUGGACUUCAAACGGGAGCUGCUCUACCCCGAUGUCUACGCUUUCUGGGAGACGAUAUGGGCUGCCCAGCACGUAGCUUCUUCGCAUUUUGUUCUGUUUCUGGCUUUGGCCUUGCUGGAAACUUACCGUGAUAUCAUCCUGUCGAACGGGAUGGAUUUCACAGACAUAAUCAAAUUUUUCAACGAAAUGGCCGAAAGACACAACUCGAAGGCUGUCCUUAAAAUGGCCAGGGAUCUAGUCCUACAGUUGCAGCAGCUUAUAGAAAAUAAGUGAACAAAUCUACCGGCCUUCCAUUAGAGAAAGAUACAUCCUAGAAUCGCCACGCAACUUCGCUUCUUCCUAGGAUUACCUACACAUUUCAGGAAUUUUCCUGAGUGUACAUUUCUCAGACCAAUGUACCUGAUGACUGAGGAGAGUUGAAAUGAGCGAGUUUAUUGCCUAGAAACAAAUCUAUAUUCUCGUAUAAUUGAACCGAAAUCCUAUUUUAUUUAUAAUUAUAAAAGUAUUCUUGCUCUUUUAGUUCAUUGUAUAUUUAUUGCGAAAAAAUUUCAUACAACAGGGAAAAAUCUGUAUUUAUUGAGGUAAGUUUUUAGAUACCUCUUAGAUUAGUGAUGGUGCAGAAAAAAACCUGUACUGCAUGAAUGAAACAACACGAAAUGUGCGAGAAGUAGCAUUUUUAGUCCAGUGGAAAAAUGGCAGAAAUUUUUCGAGAAAAUGGUUUUUCCAGAUUUUUCUAUGAAUAUAUGGAUCAAUCAGUAGGAUAUUUGAAUAUUAUCAUUUUCAUUAGUCGAAGGAGCUUUCAUUAUAACGAUAAACAUUGAUUUUUUGAAUUUUCAUUUUUUAUUGAAUUUUUUAUUUAUCGUAAUUCAUGGUUUCCAAAAUGCGAUAUAUUGAAAUCUAAAAACCUAUAUUGACAGUUCUCAUGACCUUUUAUGACCUUCUUUAUGAAAACGGAUCUAACAUUAUUUCAAUAUAAUGAAAUUCUUCAAUUUUUUGUCAAUCUGAUGGUCGUAUCUAUAUGUGAAUUAUAGAAGGAUAAAUUUUGAUUUAUUGCCUUUGAGAUUGAUCUUCGAUCAAGGCUGGGAAUGUAUUCGAAUAUACAGAGUUAAUAAGAGCCAUGAAAUACCGUAGGUUAUAAAAAAUUAAGGUUUACUAAAUCAUCAGUCAGUAGGGGAGAAAAAUUUCCCUCAACUUCUUGAUAGAAAAUUCAAAUUUUCAAAUUAAAAAAAAUCUGCUAGAGAAAGAAAUAUUAAGUACCUAUUUAAUAAGAAAUAAUCUGAAAUUGUUGAUAGCUGGAGGUCUAUAAGAGGAAUUUUUUUCGAAAUUUUUCGAGUACUGUUUUGGCAAGAAAUGGGUCUCUAAAGAAAGUAGCAAAUUUAAUUUUUUAUAUCAAAAUAAUUUUGUCUUUGUGAAAUUUUUAUCUUGUUGAUAAAGAACGUUUCCUCUUGGUUUGGAUGUGUGCAUAAUGUAAUCAAAUUAACUAUCCAAUCAUGAUGUUUUCUAUAGUUUAUAUCAGAUUAAUGAAUAAUUGUUCGUUCGGUGAAAAUGAAAAAUUCGUUGAGAAUCGAUAAGAAUGAAUAUUCUGGAAAAAAGCACAAAUUGAAAAAAUACAAAAUAACUAUGAAAUCAAAAUGUAUAUUUUAUAUCAGAGUUAUGUGCCAAAAGUAGGAGGUAUACGUAAAUAGGAAAAAUUGAGAUGUGGAUUAGAUCCAUCUUUAAAUGUAUUAAUGAAGAAACGAAUUGGUGUCAUUAUCUCUUUUGGUGACAGAGUCAAUUUUUAUUGUAGUACCCCGUAUAUCGAUUUUCUACGCUGGCUCUAAUCCUCAUAUAGUGCCAUAUUAUACCGUUGUUUAUAUUAAAUAUUUAGCUGAAUGUUUUUGAAUUUCAAAAUAUAUAACCUGUGAUUUCAAGUACUUCAAAAUCGUUGUACUGACCUAACUGACAUAUAUUUUUGUAUGUAAUGGUGCUUCAAAUAUAAUUAUAUCUCUAUUUUAAAAAGUUCAACACUGAAGGCAAAAGAUACAAUUUGCCUUUGCGAAUAAUCAGCUAUCGAAAUAUAAAUGUGAUUCUCAUGUCCUAUAAUACACCCUUGUAAGUCAUAUUCGUUUGUCAACUGUUUGUUGUAGCACAGAUUAUUCAGUACUAUUAAAUUAUAUUUAAAUUAAGUAUAACAUUUUAGAGAAUAGAUACUUAUAAGUCUAUCUCUCAUUUCACACCUCAAGUUCCAUGCAAGAAUUAAAAGUAAUUUAAAUUAGUUGUUGUAAUCAUCGAAAUGUAUGUCACUGUAACAUAAUCACACAUAAUAUAUAAUUUUAUUAAA